Messenger RNA from Rhipicephalus microplus (southern cattle tick), 1167 nucleotides. RefSeq lists its product as uncharacterized. The record is from RefSeq and is a predicted model, not a curated record. NCBI's taxonomy places the organism in Eukaryota, Metazoa, Arthropoda, Arachnida, Ixodida, Ixodidae.
AUGUCUCAAUGCUCGAGUUCACGGCCCCCAUUGUUGUCCACACGUGGCUGCCACAUUGACAGCACAGCAUUCCUUGAUGUGUCAAAGAGCAGCCUGCCUCCAACCGACCGUAAAGGCAGUGACACGAGCCUUUCAAGUGGCUGCUCCUACAGCCCGUUGCCCCCAUCUGUAGUGCCGGACUUCAAGACUCCCGACUUUGAGCAGUUCCGCAGCCCUUUCAAGGACUGCACCAUACACAGGAAUCCCAGCAAAGGUCUUGCCAUGCGAUAUGAUGACAGCUCUUCAGAGCUCGAUUCUCCGGUAAGCGCUACGAUCGACGUCAAGAAAACGGUGGCCUUCCCGAUCCCCGACACGCCAGCACAUUACACUGGCACACCUGAACUGAGUGGCAGCCCUGAGGUGUUCACACUUCCCGUCAAUGUGAACAUGAGGCGGAAGCGUGCAACAAGGAAUGUGUCUCCUCUUGUUCUACCGGAAUCGUUGCCGGAACACCUUACGGAGAGAUUAGAACAGGAGCCUGAAGGUGACAAAGGUGAUGAAUCGGGCGACAAAGAUGAUGAAUUAGACAUGUCUGACUAUGGUGAGGACACGGGGGGCGCCACAGAAAUCCCCAGUGCUCGAGCACCGACGGUGCCGCUUUUCCCGAGCCCGGACUUGGCAGCCUACAGGCGCAUCAUCCACGAGGAGAUGGCCAGGUGUUACGGUGCACACAUAGUGUCACCAGUCUCAACAGCCGAUUCUCCGGCAAGCACAGUGUGUCGCGAUGAACCGAUGAACCGUCAGCGCCUGGACUUCACUCGGCCGUCUGAAGUCAGCAAUGCGUGCCUAAUUGAGCACCCGUUUUGUCAGAAGUGUCGGCUGGCGGCCACAUUGCCUCAUCUCCGCGUGGAGACUAGCCCUGCGUCCUCCGCCGUCGACACUGGCCACUGCCUUCGCGGGAUUGUCGGCACAGCCAGGCUGAGCCCGAUUCUGAAGUUGUCGUCGCAACAAAAGGGCCGCCUGAAGUACUAUCUUGGAGUGCACGGAGACAGCGACAAAGGAGUGGGACAACUGCAACUCUGGGCUCAUCCAGAAGAGUCUCUGAUAACGAAUGCCAGGCAGCCGUCAUUGAUUGAUGGGAAUUUCAGCUGUAUAUCACCAUCGGUGGCAUUUGGCCAUGAAGAGCUG